This is a messenger RNA of Lathyrus oleraceus (garden pea), 1444 nucleotides long. RefSeq names its product G-box-binding factor 4. NCBI's taxonomy places the organism in Eukaryota, Viridiplantae, Streptophyta, Magnoliopsida, Fabales, Fabaceae. The record is from RefSeq and is a predicted model, not a curated record. The coding region runs from base 234 to 974 and encodes 246 amino acids. Gene Ontology annotation, molecular function: DNA-binding transcription factor activity. Gene Ontology annotation, cellular component: nucleus. Gene Ontology annotation, biological process: positive regulation of DNA-templated transcription. The transcript is spliced from 4 exons.
CGCUCAUAGGGACGGCCGUUUACCAAGCAUUAAUCAUGAAGUACUAGUAGUACUAGCAGUAUUUAAUUUCUCGGAGAUGAAACAGAAUUUGUACAGGUGGCAAUUGUGAAGAGGGCGUUGGGAUUGUCAGUCUGCAGUUCGUACUCUGUCUCAAGCUCCAAGAUCGAGACAAACCAAGAACCAUCCCAAUUCCAAAAACCCUAACUAACUUCAAAUUCUAGAUCUACACUCCCAUGGCGUCCUCCAAGCUCAUGUCUUCUUCCAAUUCAAUCAACUCCGACACACCUUCGUCUCCAUCUUCCAAACCUCAUUUCACCACAUCCAAUUUCCUCUCCGUUCCCGACACUUCCAACUUCUUCACGGAUCAAACCUCACUGGCUGACGCGGUAGCAACUCCGAGAACGGUUGACGAUGUUUGGAGAGAUAUUGUCGCCGGAGAUCACAGGGAGUGUAAGGAGGAGAUUCCGGACGAGAUGAUGACGCUUGAGGAUUUUCUCGUGAAAGCCGGUGCGGUUGACGGUGAAGACGUGGAUGGUGAUGUUAAGAUGAGUAUACCUAUGACGGAGAAUCUCAGUGGGAGUGGUGUGUUUUCUUUGGAUGCGAGUUUUCAAGGAAUUGAGAGUGUGGAAGGGUCUGUGGCAGGGUUUGGGAAUGGAGUAGAGGUGGUUGAAGGUGGGAAGGGUAAGAGAGGACGCCCGGUUAUGGAGCAGUUGGACAAGGCUGCUCAGCAGAGACAAAGAAGAAUGAUAAAAAAUAGAGAAUCUGCUGCAAGGUCUAGGGAACGCAAGCAGGCUUACCAAGUGGAAUUGGAGUCUUUGGCUGUGAAACUAGAGGAGGAAAAUGACAGGUUGAUCAAGGAAAAGGCUGAAAGGAAAAAGGAAAGGUUCAAACAGCUUAUGGAAAACGUGAUUCCUGUUGCAGAGCAGCGAAGGCCACCAAGGCUACUCCGUAGGGUUCGAUCGUUGCAAUGGUAGAUCAUACUUGCUAGUGGUGCAGGAUGUGAAAGCUGAAGAUUGUGGGAAAUAAUAAAAGGGGCAAAUUAAUCAUUAUUUAUUAAGUUAUAAUGGUUAGUUUCAACAUUAACAUGGUUAAUGAUAAAAGGAGAUAGAAGGAAUCAAAACCUGAAUGGCGAUUAACAUAAGAAUCAGCUUUUGUUUAUUCUGAGAUAAAAGCAGAAUUAUCAGGUGGAUCAUGUAGUUUAGAUAGAAAAUAGGCAUCCCGGUCUCACCCCUGUACUGAAUGUCAAAGGUAAUGCUAGUAGAGAGCAAGGGGAUUGUAGACGAGUAUAUAAUGUAGGCAUGGUUUAGAAAUGAGAUUAUUUAGGAAAAAUAUUAUUUAUAGAAAUUAUUCAUGUGAUCAGCGUCAUUCGGUCUUGAAACUUCUGUGCUUGUGAAGAUAACUUAUUAACAUGGAGACGAGUUGAAAUUUAGCUUAAUUUUACCAA